AUGUACACUUCGUGAAAUGGAACGUAUAAACCUUACAUAUUUUCGGAUUUCAUUUCUUGCUGAAUUAUAUCAAUGACUUGUGUAAAUUCAAUGUUAAUAUAACUUGUGGAUGACUGUUGAAAACCAGAAGUGUUUUUUGUAGCGUAUUUAUAAUACUGUGUUACUGUGACUUCAAAUGUUAAAGAGUAGUGUUUUUAUAUUUUAAUGUGAGCUUUUAAAAUUCAAUAAAAAUGAUUCAAGAAGAAGAAUUUGACUCUUACGUUACAACCCCAGAGAGGAUAAAGGCUUUGGGGUUCAAGCCGCAAAAAGAAAUAGUAACGUGUCACUUGUUGCCCUAUGCCGAUAAAAUAGACGAAGAAUCAACAACAUUCCUAGAACAGGUGAAGAUAAAUUUGGCGAAGGCAAUCAUGUUACGAGAAAUGAAGCCGGCCUGUGGAGUCUGGUCUUCCAGGCUGAUGAAGUAUAUCCGUAUUUAUGGCUUAAAAUUUGGAAAAGAAGAUCACAUUGCAUUUAUAAAAUUAGCCUACGAACUUGUACUCAUACCAGACUUGGAACCAUGCAAAAUUAAUAAAUUUGCAACCUUGUUUAUCAUGUUAACAAAGAAAAGGUAUCUCUUAACUCCUGAAGAUCUUACACUUCCAUGGCGACCUCUGUAUGAAGUUGGUAUAAAGAUUUUUGAUAAGAGUUCUACGAGUAUCGGAAUGUUCCACUACCUAACGCGAAAAUCUUCUGAAAAACAAGAAGUGUCUAAGCUCGAGAUGGUUCGAAAAUUUCUGUCAGGAUACGGUUUAGAUGACGCACUCGAUUUAUUUGGACUUUCAAUGAGGCAGAAUGAAAAUGAUCUCCCCACGUCCUUAGAAGGAUCAUACAUGACAAUGAUUAAAUGUGCGAGGCCAUAUUUCGAUGUAGGUGCAACAAAAGAGAUAUUAGAAGAGCUGCUCCCACUUAUUUGUCCCUGGUCAUCCAACUCCCAAAUGAUGGGUUCACUCACUAGUUUUCUGCCGAUAGGACUUCAUCCCAAGUACGCAAAUCAAGGCCACGAGCUCUGGUUUGACCAGCUAAUGGCAUUAUGGGAUUCAUGUUACAAUUCCCAAUGUGGAAUUUCUGAUAUAAUGAUACUUUUCGCUGGUUUGGCUAAAAAAAAUCCAGGCGCGAUAGAUUGGACCCCUCAUGUACCAAAACUAUUUAUGCGAUUCUUUCACGCACUUAACUUACCCGUGAGCUACAAAGAUAUGCAGUACUCUCGUAAUCAUUCUUUAGAUAUGAAAUGUGUAGCUUCGUGGAUAGUGUGGACAAUAAAUCCAGAUGGGGUUGUGUUGAAACAUCUUCGUUCAUUCCUUGCUGGAUUUGAAAGUUAUUUACAUAGCGCAAAUUCUGGUCGAUGGUCAUUUAAACUACGUGAUCUUAUAAGAAAAUUGGCGCGAGAAUUCCUCAAUAGACUACGUCGUGAACGCGAGAAGAGAUUCCGCAAUACUUGGGAGAAUAAAACACCAGAAUCGUAUAAACUCCGCGAAGAAGAUGUAACAGAGUUUGUGAAAAUUGUGUUUAGGCCGACGUUCCAAGCCGUAAACAGUAGGAGUGGAUCUCUUGACAUUUCUAUCGCCUUACAUAACUUGGCUAUUCUCCGACCAGCAAUAGUUAUACCUCCUUUACUUGAGAAGUUGAAAACUUCAUUGACAUCGUUAACUGAGCCUCAUAGAGUAACCGCAGCUAUGUCGGCAGUAGCGGCCGUCGCUCGCCCGAUGCUUCGAGGAGCUGAUGCUGAUUACCCAGAAGGUCCUACCCAUGUAGUUCCUUUCCUAAUGGCGGUGCUACCGGGGCUCGAUCCAAACGAUAUUAAAAAAUCUUUAGUCACAUUACAUUUCAUAUUAAUAUUUAGCAGUAUGAUACCAUAUGUCGAUUGUAGCUCAGCUCAGGAGUACUGGCCAGAUCUUACAGAUGAAGAGCUUCUAGUCUGUGAAUCGACUGCUCAAUUGGAGGACUUUGUCUUAAUCUUUCUAGAUAGAAUUUUUAUUAUCAUCGAGUCAUCUACUCUAGAACAUGCACGUCUCGACACUAAAGAUUCUGAUUGCGCUAGGAGCAAAACAGAUGCUGUAAUGGAAACUGCUAUAUCCUCCGCCGCGACAGCAGUACUGACACAGUGCUCUCCCAAAAUAUUCAGAGAAGCGCUAAGGAAGUUUAAGUCGUUUGCGACUGAAUCAACGUUCGAAACUAACGUUUCGGGAAGCAUGGUUGGAGUGCUAUUACACGUAUUCGCUCGAAUAGAUACCGAAUCCACAUUAUCUGCAUUUUUGCCGAAACUUCUAGAGGAGUUAAAAGAACUGACAUCCAGUGACGAAGCUCUACGCGAGGAAAACCCUCCCAGAGAUCUUGUCUACAGAUUAGUUUUAUUGAUGCAUCUUGUAGAUUGUGACGGUAAAGUCUUGCUUAAAUAUAUUCCGCAAAUUUUACCCGUAUUAGACAGGAUAUUAAAAUUACACUCGAAAUAUGCGUUGACACGUGCGUGUGAGGUUUUGAGUCACGUGUUGAACUCGUUGUCUUUUGUUGACUUGAAAGAAUGGAAGAGCUCAUCACAAGAUUAUGGUAGCGCACCUGAGAAAUGGCUACCAAUACGUGAAUGGGGUCGCGGUUGUUUGUUGAAAGACGCGAAAUUUAAGUGGCACGUACCGUCUGCUGAAGAAGCCGAAUGCGCUCAAAUGAUUUCAGACAGAUAUUUAAAGCACGAGGUGAUGAGACUCAAGCAGUGGAUAAGUGGAGAGAGGUCAAUGAGUCGUGAGCGAAGAUUGAAAAGCUUCAGUGUUAUCAUUUCUGUGAUGGCCUGCAGCACAUUCCUGCCACAGCCAGAUGAAGAACCUAUUGCUCUAUUAGAGUCCCAAGUACCAGCCACGAGUAUGCCGUUCGUAACUGCUGUUCCAUAUACCGUAACUUUAGACGGUGAAAACAUGCGAGUCGCUUUAACGCGCCUCCUACUCGAAGUUCAAGCGAAAAUGCUCGCUGACAAAACUGAUGACACACGAGGCUUGGAUAUGCUUCUCCUAUGUUGGGAGCGCGUGAUCAUCCUGAAGAGCCUCCGCUCCGGGCCGGGGCUGGAGGCGCGCCUGCGCUCGUACGGCGCGCUGGAGCGCGCGCUGGACGGGCGCGGCGGGCGCGUGCGCGGCGACCUCUCGGCGUCGGCGCGCCUGCGCAUGCUCAUCGCGGACGCCGCGCGCCUGCAGGACGAGGCCCGCGUGGACUUGGCGUGCGAAGCCGGGAUCACACCGUCGGCGAUGAAAGCGGUGCAUGCGCUGUACGAACUUGCCAUCAAUACUUAUAGCUCGGUUCGCAUUUCCGCACAAAUUCGCCUCUACUGGAUGUUGAACCACUAUCCGUACUCAUAUCGGGUGCUAAUCCCGAAGCUAGUAGAGUUGCUUGCGACCGGAGGUGAAGGAGAAGAGUGGCACGCGCGUCACAAGGGAGCUCUUUUCAUGAUGCUGGGGCCGAAGGUCGGACCUCUCGUGGCAAAACAAGACUGGGAGGUGGUUGGAGCGCUGUGGCCAGCGAUACUAAAGGCUCCAUUGAGCGAGAAACCAACUAUACACCGGUUGGAACAUGCCUUUAGCGAAACAUUACAUCGCCAUUUUCCCGCCGUGAAUACGCGCUUAACAGUCUCGCAAGCUGCCGUUGAUGCAGCGAAACGUCUUCUGAGUGAGGAACAAAUGAACGAUGCAGAAUUUCAGGAACAGCUGGAAAAAUCUGUAGAAAGAGAAGUCGCUACGUCUGAUAAAAUGGAGAAAGUGUAUAUUAAUCUCGUGAAUGAUUUGGUAUCUAUUGCGGAGAAUUCCAACGGUCAAUGGCGCCGUUUGGAGCUAGCCAUGCAAAUGUUAACCUACUGCCCUCUGAUACAAACCCCGUACCCGCCGCGCGCCGUCCGCCUCAUGGUGCAAUCGCUUCUACAUGACGAUAUCAUCGUGCGACGAAUUGCCCUAAAGCUAACUCACUUUGCGUUAAAACAACGCAAACACAAAAUUAAAAAAAUAAAAGUCGACCCGUACGAAGUAGCCGGUGUUCCCAAGCCGGAUCGACAUGUACCAGGUUAUAGAAAGGAUAUCGAAUGGGCGAUGUGGUCCGCAGAUGGUGAUAUACUUACUGAUGAAGAAUGGGAUAAACCAUGGUUACGAGACUACAACUACGGUUUCUAUGCUUGGCCGAAAGAACUUAAGGUGGCAGCACCAAUCAGCAAGCAAACAUAUUCAAUAGAUAAAGCUCCCGAAGACAUGGAAGAAGGCGAACGAUACUUGUAUGAGUUCUUCAGCGAUGAAGCGAAUAUCGAGCGUCUCGUGGCGUUCCUCACCGUCGAGGAGAAGAAGGGGAAGGAUAAAUUCAACGGCAUACGUUAUGCAAUGUUUCGGAUGGUGUUCGCGCAGUUCGGCGAGCGCGUGUCGGGCCCGCUGCUGGCGCACGCGCGGCGCUGCGCGGGCGCGGCGCAGGAGGCGCCGCAGCGCUUCGCGGCCGAGCUCGCCACCGCCGCGCUGCGGGCGCCGCGCGACUGGCCGCGCGAGCGCGCGCUGGCGCUGCAGAGCUCGGCGCUGGAUAUUAUUAAAGCGGGUCUGACGGCGGUCACCCCGGAGACGAUGGAGGACUGGGGCACGUGCCUGGCGACGGGCGUGGAGAAAAUGGACCCGCGGCGCGGCGCCGCCGUGCUGCGCGGCCUGCUGGAGCUGUGCGCGCCGCCGCCCGCCCGCGGGGACGCCGACCCCGACCCCGACCACAGCACCUCCUUCGUCAUCUGUGCCCGCCUCUACGCCUUGCAGGGCGCUCUUGGAUGUAUGUCAUGGCGGGCGGCGCCGUUAGCAGCUGAAUUGCUAAAACGACUAGACUCCGCAAACUUUAUUCAACAUCCCUAUCAAAACGUCAGGGAAAUUGUGGGCAGUAUACUGAUGACAAUAUUCGAUACUGAACUGGUGAUCGAAGGCGGCGGCGAGUCAAGCGCGGCGCCCUGCUUGAAGGACUUUCUCGCCUCAAUUGCGCCAAGACUUGCUGCACUUUACGACGAAAAUGGAGACAUUGUGGUAAAAACAGCAGUGUCGAUGGAUGGGCAGUGCGGCUCGCGGGAGACUAUCGCUGCCGAUAACCCCGUGGCGCCCAUCACCGCGGUACCGCUCACCGCGCUCACCAAGAACAGCCCGCAGGUCGCCAGACUGACGACAGAUGCACCCAGGGACGAUCACGCGCACCAGACCGAAGGCAGCGAAUCAGCGGAGACUGAGAGCGAAGAUUCCGCCGCGGACAAACAGCUGGUCGAGCAACUCGACAGCGCGCUGCGACUGUCCGGCGACGUGGCGCCUGCGCAGAGACAUCACGCGCGGGCCGUCAACCUGCUCACAACAGUUCUUCGCGGCUGCAUGGGUGUGAUAGUUCGAGGCGUGUACAGCAACACGGAGACCCAGUACGAUCUCGUCUGUACUGCGGGCGCACUCGCGUCGAGAGGCCCUCCGCAGCCGCACGAGGAGCUUCCCCGAGCCGCUGGAGGUUUCCUUGCUAGCCUGGCCUUAGCCAACCACUCCUCGUCCGCUUUCAACAAAGCUCUAACAGUGUUGGAGACUCUGGCAGAUGGCAGAUCAUGGUGGGCCCGAUUGGCAUGCAUCGACUUUGCUCAGCCGUUACUCUUCUAUGGCCUGCCCAUGUUAUGUGAUGAACCAGAGAGAGCAGUCCGAGCCGAAAGAUUCGCCUUGAAGCUUAUGAGAGAUUCUAGAGUUGAGGUUAGACAAUCUGCGGCAAAAUUGCUGACUGGUCUAAUGCACUGCCGUGCGUUACCAAAUGAAGACAUGACACUCAAAUCUCUUAAGAGGAGCUGUCGGUCUAAAGAGCUAGUAGAACGCCACUGCGGAGUGUUAGGUCUUUGUGCGUAUUUAGCUUCUCGGCCGUAUAGCUUGGGCCCGAGGCUUGGCAAUGUAUUGGCAGAAUUAUCAAAACAUACGAGUGCACCGGAUCCCAUACCGGCAACCAUUCGAACCGCUUUGGCAGACUUCCGACGAACACAUCAAGAUGACUGGCCCAAUCACAGGGAACAGCUCACAGAGGACGAAUUAGAUCUUCUAGCAGACUUAACCUCACCGCCAUCAUAUUGCGCGUAAAUCAAUGAUAUAUUCUUGACUAAGUAUAUCGAUGUUUAAAUAAUACCUAAUAAAUGGACAAUUUAUGACAUAUUUCAACUUAUAUGGUUAAUCAAUCAUUAAUUAAUCUCAUAAUAAAUUAAUCCAAUCGUAAUGAAGUCUUACAUGUUAGUAAUAUAUUAAACAGCAACACUUGUACGAAAAAAAAUGCAACUAAUCACGAAAAUGAUGCUGUUUUAUUUAAAUUUUGAAUCGUGUCAUUUUAUUGAUUACCUAUAAAUGAAAUACAUACAUAAAAUUUUCAAAUAUAAUUGUAAUAAGAACUAUGUAAUCGGAGUGGGUUAUCUUGGUGUCUAUUAUAUCUGUGUAGGUGCAGGAAAAUAUAUUAAAUGGUGUUGUAAUAUUUUCAUUUGUAUAGUUUUCAUUAAGACAUGGUUUUGUAUAAUAACUUAGCAAAGGUUGAUUUAGAGAAUCGUGGAAAAGAUUAUAAUCGUUGGCAUGUUGGAAAGAGCAAAGGUGUUAAUAACAACUUAUCUUGGAAAUAUUUUUUAUUUAAUAUCUCCAAUAGCUUGAACAGAUAUUGUUUGCUCUCGGUGGUAGAAGGUUUUGCAAGUACCUCAUAAAUAAAGUUAUUGUUUAUGAUUAUAUAUAAUUUUCUGACAUUUUUAUGCAUUUUUUUCAAUAAAAAUAUUUUAAUUAAAUAUUAUAUCUAACCAUUUGUUAAAAAUAAUUAACAAUAUGUAGAUUUACAUCUUCUCUGUCGUUUAUUGCUCUUUUUAAUUUUUAUAGAUCUGUCACUUGGGUGUUUUUUUGUAAAAAACUGUAUAUUAUAAUUUCUAAACAUUUCUAGGAUAAAAAUAAAUAUAAUAAAGGAAAAAAAUAAAAUA
Molecule: messenger RNA, 6979 nt
Organism: Nymphalis io (European peacock)
Lineage: Eukaryota; Metazoa; Arthropoda; Insecta; Lepidoptera; Nymphalidae
Product: proteasome activator complex subunit 4A-like
Exons: 24
Coding region: 231-6113 (1960 amino acids)
Biological process (GO): proteasomal ubiquitin-independent protein catabolic process
Cellular component (GO): cytosol; nucleus
Molecular function (GO): proteasome binding; peptidase activator activity
Source: RefSeq, a predicted model, not a curated record